AACUAGCUUCCUGUAACCGUCCUCGGGCCGAGCCCCGGGUUCUGCUCCAGUUUCGAGGUGUCACGGCUAGUUUCUUGUUUAAGCCCUAGAAUCUUGCCGUCGGAGUUCGGAGCAAACUCAGUUCUGGUUCCUGUUCUCAGUUCAGUUUUCCCCGAGUUCUCGCGAGAUUGGCAGAGCGACCCCGAGAGCAGCCCGAGAACCGGUAUCCUAGGAGCUUGAAGCCUCUGAAACGUUUUUGCGGCCUGAGUCGGGAGUCAACCUAACGCCAGUGAGUCCCGACUGGGAUCCUGGCAGUGAUGGAUGAGGACCUGGUUUUGGCACUUCAGCUUCAGGAGGAGUGGAACUUGCAGGUUGCGGAGCGCGAUGGCGCCCAGGAGCCCCUGUCGCUGGUAGACGCGUCCUGGGAGUUGGUGGACCCCACGCCGGAUUUGCAGGCCCUGUUUGUGCAGUUCAACGACCGGUUCUUCUGGGGCCAGCUGGAGGCCGUGGAGGUGAAGUGGAGCUUGCGCAUGACCCUGUGUGCUGGCAUAUGCAGCUAUGAAGGAAGUGGUGGAAUGUGUUCCAUCCGUCUUAGUGAACCCCUUUUAAAGUUGAGACCAAGAAAGGAUCUUGUAGAGACCCUCUUGCAUGAAAUGAUACACGCCUAUUUAUUUGUGACUAAUAAUGAUAAAGACCGGGAAGGACAUGGUCCAGAGUUUUGUAAACAUAUGAAUCGCAUCAACCACCUGACUGGAGCCAAUAUAACGGUAUACCAUACUUUUCACGAUGAGGUGGAUGAGUACCGGCGACAUUGGUGGCGCUGCAAUGGGCCAUGUCAGUAUGAAAAACCAUAUUAUGGCUAUGUUAAACGUGCUACUAACAGGGCGCCCUCUGCUCAUGACUAUUGGUGGGCCAAGCACCAGAAAACCUGUGGAGGCACUUAUAUAAAAAUCAAGGAACCAGAGAACUACUCAAAGAAAGGCAGAGGAAAGAUGAAACUAGGACAGCACCUGGAAUCGGCAGGGGAGAAUAAAGAUAAAACCAGUAGAGGUGAGGCACAGCGAUUAAUCCCUUUUAGUGGGAAAGGAUAUGUUCUAGGCAAAACAAGCAACUCACCUUCAUCUGGAAAGUUGAUCUCUAAUGCCUUCAAUAAAACUCAAGGUCGUUUAAGUCAGGAUCACUCAGGAAAUGCUGUAAGACCAAACUCUAAACUUGAGGUAAAACUUGAACAGAAUGGUUCAAAUAAAAAAUCUCAUCUGAUUUCCCCUGUUCUUAAUGCCAAUCACCAAAGUGUUUUAAACAACUACUUUUUUAAAGUAUCAGUUGCCAACCCAAAAGCUUUCAGAAAAGUGAAUGGAUCCCCAAUAAAAAGCUUAACAGUUGGUGAUGCCACUAAAAACUCAAGCUCUUCUGGUUCUCAAAGAAUGGCUACAUCUUCUAACAUGCCCCUAAGAAAUUCUUUAAAAGCCGUGGAGUCAGCAUCUGUUACUGCAUCCCAGGUUGUGAGUGGACCUGAAGAUAAAGUCCCAAAUAAACGACCCAGGCUAGAAGACAAGACUGUUUUUGACAAUUUUUUUAUCAAGAAAAGGAAAAUACAAAGCGGUGGAAGCGAUCAGAAGUGUAGUUCAUCUCCUGCAACCACAACUCAAAAUUCCAGUAGUUCGUCCAGUCAGAGCAAAAUGGUUAAUUGUCCAGUUUGUCAUAAUGAAGUUUUGAAUUCUGAAAUUAAUGAGCACUUGGACUGGUGCCUUGAAGAUGAUAGCAUGAAAGUCAAAAACUGAAAAAUCCUUGAAAGACGAAUGGGUCUCAUGUACCACCUGUUUUACCUCACUAAUGUGCUGUGUCGGCCAUUCAGGAAGUUCUGGUUAAGAUAAGAUUUGUAGGCUAUAAUUAGUUCACACAACCAGUAUAAAAUGUUCUAUUUUACAUAUACAUAUGACAAUAUAAUUAAAAAUAUUUUAUCUCAAGGUGCUAUAGUCACAUUUGCCUUAUGUAUACGAUAGCCUAGAGUUUGUUCUUUAUAAUUUUUACAUACUUUUGCUCUUUCUUAUUCUUAAAAGAUUUUGAAUCUGUUAAAGGAUUUUGAAUAUCCUAAAAAUAUUCAUGUGAAAAAUUCUGUCAGAUAUUUGGUUAAAUUGGAUAUUUAUUAAGACUUUUUCCCUGAACUGAUGUUAAUCUUAGUGUCAGAAUUACCUACUAAAACACAAUCUACAUUAGAAAAUUUUUGUAGUUGUUUUAGGGUACUCAGGUUUUUUGUCUUUCUGCUUUUUGUUUUUAUAAAAUCUUAGCAGUUAAAGAAUUUUAUUUCUCUGUUCCACCUUUACUAAAAAGUGGUAGCAGAUUUUAGGUUGAAGUAGAUAAAGGAAUAUAGCAAAAAUAAUUAAUGUUUCUUCUAGAAUAUUACUAGUAACAAGUUGCCACUGUAGUUCUGUGAGGUUGGAUUUCAUACUGAGUUUAGCAAAGUGAGUGGUUAAAAUUCAGGGCUGAUAAGUAACUGGUAUAUAUAGUUUCACAAAGUUGCCUCAUUUAUGUAACAGUGGAAAAUUAUCUGGAAACAGUAUUAACAAACCUUAAGCCAAAAGUUUAGAGCAUUACAAGAAAAGGAAUGCCAUUUGUACACUGAAAAAUGUUUUUGUUUUUAAAAAUGCCCUUUUCCAUGUUACAGCAAAAGGACGGAGAUACUUUUAUCAUUUUGCUUUUUGUCUCAUACAGCUCGUUGGCAUACUCCCAGAGACCUCAGUUCACAAGUUUUCUGUUUAACUUUGUCACAGUAUGAUUUGUACAUGGUAAGGUGCCCAACUCUGCAGUGACCACCUGUGUAACCAAUACCCAAAUCAAGUUAGAGAACAUUUUUGUCACCACAGCUGUACCUGGUCCGUACCCAUCACUCUCACCACUCUCAAAGAUUACUACUAUUUUCACCUAUUACCCAAAGGCUCAGCCUGUUUUUGAACUUCAUAAGGUAGUAUCUGUGGUGCUAUAUGUAGCAGAAGUUCAUUUUCAUUACCCUAUAAUAUUUGUCUGAAUAGGCCAGAAUUUUUUCAUUCAUUCUAAUAUUAAUGGACAUUUGAAUUAUUUUCAGUUUGGGGCUUCUAUGAAUAAUGCUUCUAAGAACAUUCUUACUCAUUUCUCUUGGGUGUAUACUCAGGAAUGGAACCGCUAGCUUCAGUGAGUAACUCUGCACUCCUGCCAGCAAUGUGUGUGAGACUUUCAGUUCAGUAUUCUUAACAGUUAGCAUUUUCAUUUUAGCCUCUCUGGUUGGAUGUUUAUAAGUUUCGAUUUCUUAAAGCAUGAAUUAAAAAUAUUUAAUAAAUGUUUAUAGUUAAA
Messenger RNA from Oryctolagus cuniculus (rabbit), 3306 nucleotides. It is a transcript of the gene SPRTN, whose product is annotated as SprT-like N-terminal domain. Gene Ontology annotation, biological process: DNA repair. The record is from RefSeq and is a predicted model, not a curated record. Gene Ontology annotation, molecular function: single-stranded DNA binding; polyubiquitin modification-dependent protein binding; metalloendopeptidase activity. Lineage: Eukaryota; Metazoa; Chordata; Mammalia; Lagomorpha; Leporidae. Gene Ontology annotation, cellular component: nucleus.